AUGCGACAGCACGCGACGACCCGCUUUUCGAAUUCCGAUCUGCCGCAGGGUGCGUUGAAGCUUGAAGCUUACAAUGAUGGAUCCGACGAUGCGCCUCGGUACCCAACUGUUGUGCAGGGGCACAGGAACAACAUGGAGAAAUUCAAGAACUGCGUCGUCCUGACUCGCGUUGGAGGUUUCUACGAGCUUUAUUUUGAACAAGCAGAAGAAUUAGCCCAUCAUCUCAAUAUCAAACUCGCGUCAAAGAAGACCAACGCCGGACCGGUCCCCAUGGCUGGUUUCCCAUUCUUUCAGCUGGACCGAUUCCUGAAAGUGCUUGUACAGGAUCUGAAUAAAUAUGUGGCUAUCAGUGAAGAGUUUAUGAAUCCAGCGGAAGAGAAAUCCAAGUCCGGAGGAUUGCUAUUCGACCGCAAAGUCACCCGGGUCAUCACGCCAGGCACGCUGAUUGACGAAAAGUUCAUCGACACGUCUCAGAACAACUUCCUUUUGUCCCUCUACGUGGACACGAAUAUUGCAGAUAACAGCAAUGAUAAAGCCCCCACCGCAGCUCAUCUUCUACUUUCGGGCACUGAACGUGUCGGGCUCGCCUGGAUGGAUUUGUCCACGGGAGACUUCUUUACCCAAGUAACUACGAGCCAGAUGCUUCCAUCAGCAAUCGCCCGGAUCGGGGCGAGGGAAAUUAUAGCUGAUCAGCGGCUACAAGAUCUCCUAGGUCAAGAACUUCGGAUGCUUGUGGGAAUAGACCAUCACCUUCUUACGUUGUUCGAUGCGCCUCAAACCGCAAAGCCAAUGUCGGAAUGGACUCCUAUGCUAGAGGCACCAGUAUCACUCGAGACGGAGUCUGUGUUCACCAAUGAAGAAGUGGCAGCAGGAUUCAGUCUUCUCGAGUAUGUAAGGAUUCAACUUCAAGGUGUCGACAUGAAGCUACAACCACCUCGUCGGCGGCAUUUGGAAGAAUCUAUGGGAAUCGAUCGCAGCAGUCUCAGGGGCCUUGAAAUCUUGGAGACGGCACGAGAUGGUCUGGGUAAAGGCAGCGUGUUUCAUGCCGUUCGCAGAACUGCCACGAAAAGCGGCGCGCGCCUUCUUCGGGAUCGAUUAACAUCACCAUCAACGUCCUUGCCCAUGAUCAACGAGCGCCUUGAUCUUGUUGCUUACUUAAUUGAAAAUGAAAAUAUACGAGAAACGAUCAUCUCGCUUCUCAAACGGAGCUACGACUCCCAAAGACUUGUACAGAAAUUCACAUUGGGUAGAGGUGAUCCAGAUGACUUGAUAUGCUUGUCCAGGGCCAUUGAAGCUUCUCGAGAAGUCCGUCGAGUGCUGACAGACUCCCAGAGUCGCCUCGCUUCUACUUCUGAGAACUACUUGAAAAGCAUGGACGCUUUGGUCAACAGGUUGCUUCUUGACGGUCCUAUAGAAUUGGCAGAGAAGAUUCUUGCUGCGAUCGACGAGGAAGGGCUUCUCCAAAAGCAACGUAUAGAGGAUAACAAUGCGGCCGAGGCUGCCGGUCUUGCACAAGAAGUUGCUCUAAACGAGGGUGUGCCUGAAGACCUAGAUUCUAUACCUAGAAAGGUGCGCUUCAAGACGACUGGUCGACGGGGAGUUUCGGUCGAGUCAGAUCGAGGAGAUGUAGACACCUGGAUUAUGAGACGUGACGCCAGUGACACUUUGCAAAGGCUGCACGAAAAUAUCGAUGCACUCACAACCGAAAAGAUGAAUCUCACAACUCGCCUACAAGAGCAGGUGGGAUCGUCUGGGUUGACACUCAAAUGGACCCCUGGCCUUGGCUAUAUAUGCCACGUCAAAGGGGCGAAGAUUUCGCAAGAGGCACUUGAAGAUCUCGGUGUCACGCGUAAUGUUUCCUCAACCAAGAGUACGCGGUCUUUCUAUUUACCAGAAUGGUCCAAACUGGGUGCACGAAUUGAUCAAGCAAGAGUUCAUAUCCGUUCUGAGGAACAGCGGAUAUUCGAGGAUCUUCGUCGAGGAGUAAUUCUCAACCUGGUGAAGAUCCGUCGCAAUGCAGCCGUGAUGGACGAAUUGGAUGUCGCAUGUUCAUUCGCCACGUUGGCAAGGGAACAGCAAAUGGUACGGCCCAUAUUAAAUACAACUACUUCCCAUCGCAUUGUUGGUGGAAGACACCCUACAGUCAAACUAGGGCUCGAGGAGCAGGGUCGACCAUUUGUUAGCAACGAUUGCUUCAUCGGUGACUCUGAGCGUGUGUGGCUCAUCACGGGCCCAAACAUGGCUGGAAAGAGUACAUUUUUACGACAAAACGCACUGAUAACGAUCCUAGCCCAAGUUGGCUCUUUUGUGCCCGCAGAAUAUGCAGAAAUCGGGAUGGUUGAUCAGAUCUUCAGUCGUAUUGGUGCAGCCGAUGACCUCUUUCGGGAUCAGUCAACCUUUAUGGUGGAAAUGCUUGAGACUGCUUCGAUUUUGAAACAGGCCACUGCUCGAUCUUUUGUCAUCAUGGACGAGGUCGGGCGAGGCACCACGCCCGAAGAUGGGACUGCAGUUGGCUUUGCUUGUCUGCAUCAUUUGUACAGUGUGAAUAAGUGCCGGACCUUAUUCGCAACUCACUUCCACGCUCUCGCCGACCUGUCUGCCGGUUUUGAGAACCUAGGGACUUAUUGCACAGAUAUCAAAGAAAGCCCAUCGGGCUCUUUUUCUUUUGUGCAUAAACUGCGAAAGGGUGUCAACCGGCAAUCUCACGCUCUCAAGGUAGCCCGUCUAGCAGGUCUUCCAGACAGUGCACUCUCGGUGGCGCAGGAUCUACUUGAUCAGAUGCACUCUACAAAGAACCCUGGACGGCCUGAAGACAAGGCCACCCUGGCAGGGGCAGGGGCCGGCUAA
Molecule: messenger RNA, 2847 nt
Organism: Talaromyces rugulosus
Lineage: Eukaryota; Fungi; Ascomycota; Eurotiomycetes; Eurotiales; Trichocomaceae
Exons: 4
Coding region: 1-2847 (948 amino acids)
Biological process (GO): mismatch repair
Cellular component (GO): nucleus
Molecular function (GO): ATP binding; ATP-dependent DNA damage sensor activity; mismatched DNA binding
Source: RefSeq, a predicted model, not a curated record